AGGAUCUAAUGGUAAGAAACGAGAUCCCGAGGGCAAAGCGGCCUCUAUUGGUAAAUUUCGACCCAUUUAAGUAUUUAACUCUCAUCUUUUCCCCUCAUUUGCGUUGCCGCAGCAAUACCCUUCUCUGUAAUCUACGCGUUGCAGUCCCUGUUUGCACACUAUACGAAGUACGUAGCCCCCUCCUCCCGCUUUCUCUCUCUCUCUUGCCAUCCUUUGGACCUUGGAGGAUUCCCACUCAUUUUUUUGGCUCACAAAAGCAACCCUCGAGAUAAAGGAAAAGGCAGAAAAGAGGACCCAAACGACUCGCCCUUCUCAACUUCUCCGGCGACGUUAGUGCAGGGCAGUUGAGAUACUCUCCGGCAGCGUACAAACCCUCAUUGCUCCCAUAUGCAUUAAUUGUCGGAUGUUUAUACAUGACCACAAAAUGCGCCAGCCGCUGCUGCCUCACGAUUCCACUGAUUUCCCUUCCGCCACUACCAUCAAGAAGUUUGACGCCGCCAAGGUAGACAAGGAGGCCCAUAAGCCCGCUCCACCUGUUCUUGUAGUUGGCCGGAAUCGCUCCCAGGCCGGCACCCGGAGGGUCACACCUACCGGAAUACCCGUUGGGGCUGGUACUGCCAACUCCAUUGUUGAGAAUCUUCUGCCCAACGGUGAUUAUUUUGUGGGUACCUUCUCUGGGAACGUUCCACACGGAUCCGGGAAGUACUUGUGGACGGACGGGUGCAUGUACGAGGGUGAGUGGAAGAGAGGCAAGGCGGCCGGGAAAGGCAAAUUCUCUUGGCCUUCCGGGGCUACCUAUGAAGGGGAAUUCAAAUCGGGUCGGAUGGAGGGAUUCGGGACUUUUGUUGGAUCUGACGGCGACACCUACCGGGGCGCCUGGAUCGGAGAUCGGAAACACGGAUGGGGCCAGAAGCGCUAUGCCAACGGCGAUUUCUAUGAAGGGUCGUGGAAGCGGAACUUGCAGGAUGGGCAGGGGAGGUAUGUGUGGAAGAAUGGGAACGAGUACGUGGGCGAGUGGAAGAACGGCGUGAUGUCUGGAAGAGGCUCGUUGCUUUGGACGAAUGGGAAUCGCUAUGAAGGGCAAUGGGAGAACGGGGUUCCGAAAGGGCAGGGGAUUUUCACAUGGCCUGAUGGGAGUUGCUAUAUUGGCAUCUGGAACAAGGAUUUGAAAAUACAGCAAUUGAAUGGAACAUUUUACCCUGGCAAUGGGAAAGAGCACUAUCUCAAGGGCAACUGGCCGUUCAAAACUGACAAUUUUACUAUAACAAUGAGCAAGACGUCGUCCAUGGACGAUACGAGAGGAAGUGUGAGUGAGAAGAAUUUCCCGAGGAUAUGCAUUUGGGAAUCCGAUGGAGAAGCUGGUGAUAUAACUUGCGAUAUCAUAGACAAUGUGGAGGCAUCCAUGUUCUAUCAGCGUGCAACGGGAUUUGAUCGACAUGAGAUAAAGCAGUUUCGGCGCAAUUCUCUCUGCUUCUCCAAUGAGGUUAAACGACCAGGGCAAACAAUAUGCAAAGGGCAUAAGAAUUAUGACUUAAUGAUUAAUCUACAAUUGGGUAUAAGGUACUCUAUCGGGAAGGAAGCUUCAAUAUUGCGUGAACUUAAACAUAGUGAUUUUGAUCCAAAGGAGAAGUUCUGGACGAGGUUUCCGCCCGAAGGAUCCAAGAUAACUCCACCACAUCAGUCAGCGGAGUUCCGCUGGAAAGAUUAUUGCCCCUUGGUCUUUAGACAAGUAAGGAAGCUUUUCCAGGUGGAUCCUGUUGAUUAUAUGUCUGCUAUAUGCGGGAAUGAUGCUCUCCGGGAGCUUUCAUCCCCGGGGAAGAGUGGAAGCCUCUUCUACUUGACCCAAGACGACAGAUUUAUGAUUAAAACAGUGAAGAAAUCGGAAGUCAAGGUGCUUCUUCGAAUGCUUCUAAGCUAUUACCAACAUGUUUCUCAAUAUGAAAAUUCACUUUUGACAAAAUUUUAUGGAUUGCAUUGUGUCAAACCAAUUGGAGGCCAAAAGACCCGGUUUAUUGUAAUGGGCAAUCUUUUCUGCUCGGAAUAUCCAAUCCAUAGACGGUUUGACUUGAAGGGAUCAUCUCAUGGCCGUACAAUAGAUAAGCGGGAAGAGGAGAUUGAUGAAACUACAACCCUCAAAGAUCUUGAUCUCAAUUUUGUAUUUCGUCUACAGCAAUGUUGGUUUCAGAAGCUCAUCAAACAAAUUGAGCAGGAUUGUAAGUUCUUGGAAGCAGAGGGAAUCAUGGAUUACAGUCUUUUGGUGGGCCUUCACUUCCGUGAAGAUAACAAGUAUGACAAAAUGGGGCUGUCUCCGUUUGUUUUGCGCACUGGCAAGCGAGAUUCUUAUCAGAGUGAGAAGUUCAUGCGCGGCUGUCGCUUCCUUGAGGCAGAGCUACAAGAUCGGGAUCGAGUUAAAUCUGGCCGGAAAUCAUUGAUCAGAUUAGGAGCUAACAUGCCGGCAAGGGCAGAGCCGAUGGCAAGGAGGAGUGAUUUUGAUCAAUACUUGAUGGAUGGAAUCAGCCAAUUGAUCCCAAGUCGAAGUGGAGAGACAUGCGAUGUUGUCUUGUAUUUUGGGAUUAUAGACAUCUUGCAGGAUUAUGAUAUCAGCAAGAAGUUAGAGCACGCCUACAAAUCGUUGCAAGCCAAACCCUCGUCAAUAUCGGCCGUGGAUCCAAAGCUGUACUCCAAGAGAUUCCGUGAUUUCGUGGGGAGAAUAUUCAUCGAAGACAGGUAGUAGCUACAUCCAAAGAAAAAUCUGUCAUCAGGUACAAGUGCAGACUGAUUUGACAUCAACAAAAUUGAGGGAAUUAACCUCUCCCCUAUGAGACCUUGGACCGAGGUGGACCUGAAGUUGACCGUUCUGGGUUCUAAGCCGAGGCAAGGGAGGUUUCCAGUGCCAGAGAUCUCGGGUUCGAUUUGGAUGACGCUGUGUUUUAAAUUUUAAAUUUAAAUAUACAGCUCUGUGAACUGUGAUGGCACGGGGUGUUGGCAAGCAGAUCUUUGUACAGGGAAGGCGGAGGGAAAUUUGGUGUCAGAUUUUUUGAUUUAAUUUUUGUCAAGAAUGAAAAGAAAGAAAAGGAGUGGGAAUGAUUUAACGGUUGAGAAGGAAGGUUAGUGGUAGAGGUGGAAACAGAAUAGGACGUUUCCCAGUGAUAGAUGAUCGUAGAUUUUUCUUUUUGUGGGGUGGAUAAAGAAAUUGUACAGUUUUGUAUUAGUUAGCAAGGAAUUGAAUUGAGAGACAAAUGAAAUUUUAUUCAUCGGGCAAA
Prosopis cineraria is the source of this 3263-nucleotide messenger RNA. Its product is annotated as phosphatidylinositol 4-phosphate 5-kinase 1-like. The record is from RefSeq and is a predicted model, not a curated record. NCBI's taxonomy places the organism in Eukaryota, Viridiplantae, Streptophyta, Magnoliopsida, Fabales, Fabaceae. Gene Ontology annotation, biological process: phosphatidylinositol metabolic process. Gene Ontology annotation, molecular function: 1-phosphatidylinositol-4-phosphate 5-kinase activity; ATP binding. Bases 404 to 2731 code for a protein of 775 amino acids. The transcript is spliced from 8 exons.